AAGCGCACCGUGUUCACCACGACGACCACCCUCCCAGCGACCAUCCCCCGCGAAACCGUCAUCGAUACACUACAUAAUCACCAGGAAAUGAUCGAGCUGAAUCCGUUGGUGAUCCGCUACUCCCGCUGCCAACCGACGCCCUCCGCUCCGGACGAGGAACGCGCCUCUAGCUGGGCCUGGUACGAAUUGACGGACCGCAUCAAGUUCUUGCCCGGGAAAUGGUUUCGCGGGAAAAUCAGCUACAAAGGAAGUUUUCGGGAUCUGCCCGGUGGACUCCGGACACAUGUUUAUGCGCCGACGGGAGUGGACAUUCGGGCUACUUGGAGUGUUGAGGGGAAUAAAGAGGGGGGCGAGGGGGAAGGACACGAGGAAGGCCAGGCGAGUUCCGAUGCAACAGCCAUGAAUGACGGUCUUCAUGGUCAAGGCUUGUACCUGCGCGAAGAGGUUGAUCUGCGAUGUCCAUUCUGGUCGGCUGGGUUUGUCAAAAGGACGAUGCGGCGGUCGCAUGGAGUCCUGGUGGAUCGGCUUAUUGGCAAGGCG
Aspergillus ruber CBS 135680 is the source of this 540-nucleotide messenger RNA. RefSeq lists its product as uncharacterized. The annotation marks the transcript as partial. The record is from RefSeq and is a predicted model, not a curated record. Lineage: Eukaryota; Fungi; Ascomycota; Eurotiomycetes; Eurotiales; Aspergillaceae. The transcript has a single exon.